This is a messenger RNA of Capsella rubella, 1883 nucleotides long. RefSeq lists its product as uncharacterized. The transcript has 11 exons. The record is from RefSeq and is a predicted model, not a curated record. Gene Ontology annotation, molecular function: protein binding. The coding region runs from base 279 to 1613 and encodes 444 amino acids. Lineage: Eukaryota; Viridiplantae; Streptophyta; Magnoliopsida; Brassicales; Brassicaceae.
CUAUUAAUAUUAGGGUUUUCUGGGUUUGUGAUGACGAUCUAAUCGAAUUAUUUUAUAUUCAUUUUUUUUUAAUCUUUUAUGUUUCAAACAUAGGGUUCUUAGUGCAUUGAGAUCGAAUUAUAUUUGAUUUUUUUUUUCUUUUUGGUUACAUUUUAAAUGGUUUCAUUCAUUUUUUUGCGUUGCAAUUUUAUUGAAUUUCUGGAGAAGUGAAUUUUGCGGGAUUUUUUUUGGAAGGUGGAUUGGAAUUGGCUAGUUUUAAUUUUGUGGAGGUCGAGAAUAUGGCUGACUUUGAUGAAUAUAUGGCUGAUGAGUAUGACAUGGAUGAUCUCGAGGAUGAUAUGAAUGCCGAGUUUGAUGGUAGGGAUAUUGAUGCUUCUGAUUCUGAAGUUGAAGAUUUUGACCAAGACCAAUUGAACAAGUCUGCAGCAGAUACUUCUGCUGCUCAAGCACGGAAUGGGAAGGAUAUUCAGGGUAUACCGUGGGAUAGACUUAGCGUUACUAGAAAAGAUUAUAGAAAAACUAGGCUAGAACAGUAUAAAAACUAUGAAAAUAUCCCCAACUCGGGUGAGGAAUCUGCAAAGAAAUGCAUGGAUACUGAGAAAGGCAGCUCUUUCUAUACGUUCAGGAGGAAUUCUAGAUCAGUGAGAUCAACCAUUCUCCAUUUUCAGUUGAGGAAUCUGGUCUGGGCAACCUCAAAACAUGAUGUUUAUCUAUUGUCCAACUACUCCAUCAGCCACUGGUCUUCUUUGACGGGUUGCAGAAAUGAAAUUCUUAAUGUUAAAGGUCAUGUGGCUCCAUCUGAGAAACAUCCGGAGAGUUUGUUGGAAGGGUUUACAGAGACUCAAGUUAGCACUCUUGCAGUAAAAGAAAGGCUGCUGGUUGCUGGUGGAUUUCAGGGAGAACUUAUUUGCAAGCAUCUUGAUAGACCUGGUGUGAGCUUCUGUUCACGUACAACUUACACCGAAAACGCUAUCACCAAUGCAGUAGAUAUAUAUAGAAACUCCAGCGGUGCACUUCAUUUCAUGGCCUCAAAUAAUGACUGUGGAGUCCGAGACUUUGACAUGGAGAGAUAUCAGCUUGUCCAACUCUUUCGUUAUCUAUGGCCUGUCAAUCAUAGCUCCCUAAGUCCUGAUGGGAAACUAGUAGCAGUCGUUGGAGAUGACCCAGAUGGUUUACUGGUAGACGCAAGCAAUGGACAGACGAUCGGGACUCUAAAAGGCCACUUAGAUUAUUCGUUUGCAUCGGCUUGGCAUCCAAACGGUGUAACAUUUGCGACAGGAAACCAAGACAAGACCUGUCGUAUUUGGGACACAAGGAAACUCUCGGAAUCAGUUGCUGUCCUAAAAGGUAACCUAGGAGCUGUACGGUCCAUUAGGUUCACAUCGGACGGACAGUACGUUGCAAUGGCCGAGCCAGCAGAUUUCGUCCAUAUAUAUGACACAAAACAAGGUUACAAAAAGGAGCAAGAGAUUGAUUUCUUUGGAGAGAUAUCUGGGAUUUCGUUCAGUCCAGAUACUGAAUCUCUCUUCAUCGGUGUUUGGGACCGGACUUAUGGAAGUCUCUUGGAGUAUGGUCGAACCAGAGACUACACUUAUCUCGAUUCAUUACUUUGAUGGAAGAUCAAAUUUUAAGUCUUUUAAAACAUAAAAGUAAUCUAUUAUAUAUCUGGUUAGGUUUCAUAAAUCAUACCGACAAAGAAAAGAAAAAAAGAGAGAAAGAGACCAUUGUUCGAUUCCGAAGCUGUUCAUUUGUGUAAUUUGAUAUGUUGUGCUUUUAAAAUGUACAUUUUCCAUGGACUACUUGGGAAUUGUUUUGGGAUCCAUAACCAUAAAGUCAAAAUCUGAAAACUCCCUUGGAAGAUCGUUUAGACUUUUGAUUUGAUU